CAGCACGGUGGUCCGCGUUAAGCCAAUGAAAGCUGGAGGCGGGCUAAUGUGAAGAAGGACUAUCGUAUAGCGGUGUAGGUGCGGCAGGACGGUACAGGGUACACUUUCCAGGCGGUGACAGAAGUUGUGUAGUCAGCGGAGAGUCCUGGCAAGUGUUUGUGACCCUUUAAGGUUUUGAGGCUGACGUCUGGUAACUCAAACCUUCAGCUCCCUCCACGUACUUUCUAUGGGAUUAGAGACGUGCUAGGCUACUCCAGUGCCCUAAAGUGGUAGUAAACUCAGAAUUACACACCAUGUCCAAGAAGUUGCUGCUGGUGGAUGUGGAUUGUGGGGUGGAUGAUGCCCAAGCACUUAUGUUGGCUCUGGCAGCUCCUGAUGUCGAAAUCUUGGGUAUAACCUGCUGUCAUGGAAACUCUACCCUGGAAAAUGUCUGCAGGAAUGUCCUGUGUGUUCUGAAAUGCUGCAAUAGACUUGAGAUUCCUGUUUAUGGUGGAGCAAGCAGACCGCUACUUGGGAAAAAUAUCCAUGCAAGCGAAUAUCAUGGAGUAGAUGGCUUGGGCAAUGUUUCAGAUCUUGCAUUCCCUGGUCACGAAGCCUUGAACAAAGAACAUGCAGUUCUUGCAAUGCUGAGGAUAGCCAAUGAACAUCCUGGGCAGGUAAUUCUUGUUGCAACUGGUCCAUUGACAAAUCUGGCUUUAGCUCUCAAUAUGGAUCCAACUUUCCCACAAAAGAUCAAAAGCCUUUUCAUUAUGGGAGGUAACAUGGAGUCUAGAGGAAACUUCACUGCUUGUGGCGAAUUCAACUUUUUAUGUGAUCCAGAAGCUGCAUAUGCAGUUCUAAAUGGCUUUGAUUGUCCAACUCACAUUUCCACUUGGGAGUUCACUUUUAAAAACAUGCUACCUUGGACAUUUUACAAGGAGUGGCUCGCCCAGGAUACCCAGAAGGCAGACUUCAUGAGGAAAAUUUCAGCUCAUUGUGAGAAAUACACAGAAGGAUGCACUGGCAAAGCAGGGGAAGCAUGGACUGAAGGAUUUGUGCCGUGUGAUUCUUAUGCCAUGGUGGCAGCCAUAGACGAUAGCUUUGUUACCAGUGUCAUUCACUGUGCGGUAAGCGUAGAGCUCAGUGGUGCACUGACUCGGGGGAUGAUGGUGUUGGAUCUGCGGGAGACACUGCAAAAAAAACAUAAAGCUUUUAUCCUGACUAAAUGUGACACAGAGAAGUUGAAAAGUCUUUUAAUGGAAGCAUUGAAAUAACCUGUCUCAUUGUACCAGAUUGUAGUGAGGAAGUGAUCACUUCUCUGCUGCUAUUAACCACAUAACCACAAGAAUCGUGCCAAUGCUAGUAUCAGAACAGGGAGCAGCCAUCAGUUAAUUCUUAAAAA
Rana temporaria (common frog) is the source of this 1381-nucleotide messenger RNA. Its product is annotated as inosine-uridine preferring nucleoside hydrolase-like. The record is from RefSeq and is a predicted model, not a curated record. The coding region runs from base 294 to 1253 and encodes 319 amino acids. The transcript has 8 exons. Gene Ontology annotation, molecular function: hydrolase activity, hydrolyzing N-glycosyl compounds. Lineage: Eukaryota; Metazoa; Chordata; Amphibia; Anura; Ranidae.